Molecule: messenger RNA, 2506 nt
Organism: Phycodurus eques (leafy seadragon)
Lineage: Eukaryota; Metazoa; Chordata; Actinopteri; Syngnathiformes; Syngnathidae
Gene: ndc80
Product: NDC80 kinetochore complex component
Exons: 18
Coding region: 353-2269 (638 amino acids)
Biological process (GO): attachment of mitotic spindle microtubules to kinetochore
Cellular component (GO): Ndc80 complex
Source: RefSeq, a predicted model, not a curated record
GAAAUAGUUAAUUGUGCGCUAGUCGAAAGCGCAAAGCAAAUUUCAAACCGAGAUUAUAGAGCCACACUAGGAAAUGAAGAACUAACUGAACACGGUUCCAUGUCUAUGUUCAUUUAACUACAAUGUUUACUUCACUCACAAUGCUUUAUAAGUAUGAAAUUGGAAAGUAUAAAGAAAAUGAUGAUCAAAAUACUCAGCGCGUGUGUUUGUGUGCGCGCUCUUGUGUCUUUUUUUGCCCAAGUGACUCGCCGUCGUGCGAUGACGUCACAUCUCCGCCAUUGGUAAACCAUUGGCGGUUUUUGUGAUUUCAGUUGGUCUCCCUUGCUUACGUUGACGCAAGAAAAAAAACAACAUGGAGCGUGGAAGAAUGAGCAGAGCCGCAGGCAGGCAGUCUGAGCUGCCCAUGCGAGGGCAAAACUCUAAUAGGAUGAGCACGGCAUACACAACUCCCCGCAGUGAAAAGCCUUCAAUGGGUAAGCUCAGCAUGUCCAAACCACUGUCGCAGACAACUGAGCAGCGGACAAGCUUCUUUGGUCAACGUACAAGUGGAGCUAGCAUGCCGCGCAGCAGCUCCAUUUAUGGCUUUGGCGGGCCCGAGAAGCUCAAAGAUGCACGACCUCUGCACGACAAAGCUUAUGUUCAGCAGUGCAUCAGACGGCUGCAUGAGUUUCUGACAGACCAGGGCUACAACGUGUCACCCAAGACCCUCCAGUCACCAUCCACCAAGGAGUUUGUCAAGAUCUUUGAGUUCAUCUAUCGUCAGCUGGACCCCACUUUUGAAAUGCCGAACUCCAAAGUGGAGGAGGAGGUUCCAGCUCUCCUCAAGUCGUUGAGAUAUCCGUUUGUUCUGUCCAAGAGUUCUAUGUAUUCCGUGGGCGCUCCCCACACCUGGCCUCAGGCGCUGGGUGCCCUCAUGUGGUUGAUUGACACUGUCAAGAACCUCACAAGCCAGACCCACCAAGAUCUUCUAUUCAUGGACUUCAGCGAAGAUGGGGACAACAUUGAUAACAGCGCAGAUUACAACAGGCUCUUCCUCGAAAACACAGCAACUGCAUACGCCAAAUUCAUGCAGGGCGUGGACACCUACGAGGAGGACGACGAGGCCUUCAUUUCUGAGCUCAAGAAGAUGUGCAACUAUGAUGAAGAGGUGCUGGCUGCCAUGGAGGAGAAGCACAGGGUGCUGAUGGAAGAGGUACAACGACUGGAGAAGGAAAACAAAAAGGAUCGUCUCGAGGCCAAGAGGAUGGAGAAGAUGAAGCUGCAGUUGGACCUCCAGAAGCUGCGUGAAUAUCACGUCAAUCUGGAGACUUUCCAAGCAAACUUAGAGAAAAAGGACUUGGAGCUGCACGAUGGGCUCAACCUUGCUGUCAACACUCUGGAGUCUCUGAAUGUUGAGCAGGCCGAGCUGCAAAAGAUCCUGGAAAACCAAAAGUACACACCGGCCGACAUCGAGAGGAUCAACCAGGAGAAGCGGGAGCUUCUGCAGGCCAUCGCCAGUCACGGCAAGUCUCUGGAGCAAGCCGAGCAGCACAAGUGGAGCGAAGAGAUCACGCUGGCCAAAGUGAAAGAGAAGGCUGAGUUGAAGCUUAACAAGUACCACAAGCUGGCUCGCAAGUUGAAGCUGAUACCGAUGUCUGCUGAGAAUGCCUGUGGCCAUGACUUUGAACUCAGGCCUUUUGAAUGUGGACCCGGGAACAUCCAGCUCAAGUCACAGACACAGCAUCUUAAAAAGCUAAUCCUUGACUUGGAGGAGGAUCGCAGCCGACUGUCCAAUGCCAAGUUCAGCCUGGAAGAGUCUUGUGAACAGUUGAACUCGAACAUCUUGGACAAGGAGAACGACCUAAAGCAGCUGAAAGAGCAGAUCCGCAAGGUAGAUGAGCGCUUGGAGGCCAGCCAGAAGGAGCUGGCCCGAGAGACCCAAGAGUGGGCAGUGGAGUUGGAGACGGUCGAGAGUAAUCGCAAUCUGCUUGAAGAGAAGGUCAACUGCGGUUAUGAUGACGCUGUGCAGCAGCAUAAGGCGCUGCAGCAAGAGUACCAUCUGGUUCUGCUGGAGACCACAGAGGAGAGGCGAACUGUCGCCAACAACCUCACGAGCGUCUUCACCACGGCAGCAGACCACCUGUCCAAAACCGAGAAUUUUCUGCUGGAGGUGCACAGCCACAUGCCGCACCUGUUUGCGAAGGCAAUGGAGGACGACGAGAAGGCCGUGAAGGACCUGAAGGAGAUGCUAAAGUACUUCAGGUCGAAGGUUAAAAAAGCAAAAAACUAAAGUUAAGUCACCAGUUUAGAGUUUGUUUGUUUUGGUGCUUCAAGUGUUUUUGAUGUUUUGUGUGUUCUGUUGACUGUUAAAUUUGUAUUAAUAAAGAGUUUGAAGUGUAAUAUUUUUAUCUGAGUUUGGGUUUUUCAGCGUCACCACACUUCCUCCGGGUGCCCUUAGAGGACAGCACACACCAAUUAGAGCGGUCCCUCGUCCCUGGGUCCAGUGUAUUACAAGCGAUUGUAGCAC